Etheostoma spectabile (orangethroat darter) is the source of this 827-nucleotide messenger RNA. RefSeq names its product protein phosphatase 3, regulatory subunit B, alpha a (gene ppp3r1a). The transcript is spliced from 6 exons. The coding region runs from base 290 to 802 and encodes 170 amino acids. Lineage: Eukaryota; Metazoa; Chordata; Actinopteri; Perciformes; Percidae. Gene Ontology annotation, molecular function: calcium ion binding. The record is from RefSeq and is a predicted model, not a curated record.
CCCCUCCGCCACCGCCUGCUUGUCAAACCAAGCCUCCUCCUUCGCUUACUGUCCCCUCCCAGCGGGUCUCCCUCCCUUCACUCUGCAGUGUAACCCUCGGUAAAGGGGAGAGAAGGAGAAGAGAGUCUGAAGCUGGGUGGAAAGCCAGGACGAGACCAAAGAGAGUACCACAACAAUAUAUAUUUUUUUGUUAUUUCUCGCCACAGCUCGGCGGCACUACCGACUCCCCCUCCCCUGUUGUAGCUCUUCUUCACUCACAUCGCCUGGACUUCAUCAUUCGACUUGCAAGAUGGGAAAUGAAGCCAGUUUCCCCCUGGAGAUGUGCUCACAUUUCGAUGCUGAUGAGAUUAAGAGGCUAGGGAAAAGGUUUAAGAAACUCGACCUAGAUAACUCCGGCUCACUCAGCGUGGAGGAGUUCAUGUCGCUGCCGGAGCUGCAGCAGAACCCGCUGGUGCAGAGGGUUAUCGACAUAUUCGACACAGACGGGAACGGAGAGGUGGACUUUAAAGAGUUCAUCGAGGGAGUCUCGCAGUUCAGCGUCAAGGGAGACAAAGAACAGAAACUCCGGUUCGCUUUCAGGAUCUACGACAUGGACAAGGACGGCUACAUUUCCAAUGGCGAGCUCUUCCAGGUGCUGAAGAUGAUGGUAGGCAACAACCUGAAGGACACGCAGCUCCAGCAGAUUGUGGACAAAACCAUUAUCAACGCAGACAAGGACGGAGACGGAAGGAUAUCCUUUGAAGAGUUUUGUGCAGUGGUCGGGGGUCUUGAUAUACACAAAAAGAUGGUGGUGGAUGUGUGAGCACUUUUUUGCUUGCUGCCCCCCC